UUCUACAAAUAUGAACCCUAAAACCAUUUCUCCUGUCAUCUUCACCUGAUGAAGAUGAAGCUUGCUGACUCAUUCCGAUUACCACACCUCUCUCUCUAUCUCUCUCACUUUCGCUCUCUAACAUUCAUUGCAUAGAAUUAUCUCGUCCUUCGCCUCGAUUGCUCCUCGAAUUACCAGGUUUUCUUGUCUGCUUUCCUAAUUCAUGCAUUCUUAUUUUCCUGAAAUGUCGGAAGGCUUGUCCUUUACUACUUCAGGUGGAGAGUAUCCGUAGAUAGCUUAUUCGUUAGUUCACUUUAGAAUUGAAAUCUGUUUAUGACACAGGAGAGGAUAAAUGGCUUCAUUGUCUCAUUCUCUGGUCACGUCUCGUGGGAAUUUGGUAUCGGGAGGUUCAGUUUCGGAUCUUAUUAGAAGUUCAAGUAAUGGGUUAUCUGGUGUUCCUUUGAAAUCCCUUGGGAGGACACGUUUUGGAAUAAAGACAAAGGAUUUGAGAGUUUUUUCAAAGUUGGGGAAGGUGAAGAAACAUGACUAUCCAUGGCCAGAUAAUGCUGAUCCUAAUGUGAAAGGAGGGGUCCUUAGUCAUCUUUCUCAUUUUAAGCUUUUGAAAGAGAAACAGAAGCCUGUUACUCUAGACUUUGAAAAACCAUUGAUGGAUUUACGGAAGAAGAUAAUUGAUGUGCAAAAGAUGGCAAAUGAAACUGAUUUAGAUUUCAGUGAUCAGAUUAUCUUACUUGAGACCAAAUACCAGCAGGCUCUCAAGGAUCUGUAUACACAUCUAACACCAAUACAACGAGUCAAUAUUGCCCGGCAUCCAAACAGACCAACUUUUCUUGACCACGUGUUAAAUAUUACUGAAAGGUUUGUGGAACUUCAUGGAGAUCGUUCUGGUUAUGAUGAUCCUGCCAUUGUCACUGGUCUUGGGACCAUCAAUGAUAAAAACUACAUGUUCAUAGGUCAUCAAAAAGGUAGAAAUACAAAGGAGAACAUUCAACGCAAUUUUGGAAUGCCUACUCCUCAAGGUUAUCGGAAGGCAUUGCGCAUGAUGUACUAUGCGGAUCACCACGGUUUCCCCAUAGUCACAUUUAUCGACACUCCAGGUGCAUAUGCAGACCUUAAAUCAGAAGAACUAGGCCAAGGUGAAGCCAUAGCUCAUAAUUUGAGGACCAUGUUUGGUCUAAAGGUACCAAUUAUUUCCAUAGUAAUCGGAGAAGGUGGCUCUGGCGGGGCUCUGGCAAUUGGAUGUUCUAAUAUAAUGUUGAUGCUGGAAAAUUCAGUUUUUUAUGUUGCCAGCCCUGAAGCUUGUGCAGCUAUUCUGUGGAAGAGUGCCAAAGCUGCUCCAAAGGCUGCUGAGAAACUAAGGAUAACUGCUGGAGAGCUGCUCAAGCUACAAAUUGCAGACGGAAUCAUCCCUGAGCCACUUGGGGGUGCUCAUGCCGAUCCACACUGGACAUCACAACAAAUAAAAACCGCAAUUCUUGAUUCAAUGGAGGAGCUGAAUAAGAUGGAUACAGAAAAGCUGCUUGAGCAUCGAAUGCUGAAGUUCCGCAAACUUGGUGGAUUCCAAGAAGGAAUCCCAGUGGAUCCAAUCAAGAAAGUCAACAUGAAAAAGAAAGAAGAACCCAUUAUUAAACCCGGAAUGAGUCCCGAGGAGUUAGAAGGCGAAGUUAAAGAGUUAAAGCAGAAAAUCCUAAAAGCCAAGGAAUCAUCUAGCGAGCAUCCUGAAUCUGGUCUGAACGAAAUGAUAAAGAAACUGAAGAUAGAAGUCGAUUAUGAAUUAUCCGAAGCGAUGAAAGCCUUAGGAUUGACUGACAGGUCGGUUGCACUUCAACAAGAUUUCGAAAAAUCGAGAAAUUCAAAAGAUCAUGCCACAAUUCUUGCUCUGAACGAACAAAUCGAGAACCUAAAGAAUGAAUUCAAGCAGAAUCUGCAUACAGCUCCAAAUUACAAAAGCUUGAAGUAUAAGAUUGAUAUGUUAUCAGAAUUAUCUCGAGCCAAAGAUCUAUCUGAGAAGAAUGGAAAAAUCGGCUCAUUGAAACAAGAAAUUAAUAAGAAAUUCGAAGAAAUCCUAGACCGACCAGAUUUAAAGGGAAAGAUAGAGUCCAUAAGAAAGGAAAUUGAAGGAUCCGAAGUAGAAUCAGCGACUGAUUUAGAUCAGGAUCUGAAGGAUAAUAUAUUGAAGCUAAAAGAAGAGAUCGAGAUGGAAUUUUCCAACAUUCUAAAACAAUUGGAUUUGCACAUUGAACCGCCUACAUUAUCCGCGAUCAAGAACAAGGCAGAUGAACUUAACCAACAAACAAUGGAGGUUAUAGAGGAUAUGAUCAAUUCAUCUGAUUUAAAAGACCAGAUUGAGCAGUUGAAGGUAGAGAGGGCAAAAGCGGGACAAAAUCCAAGUUUGGAAACAAAGAAUAAGAUCGAGGGCCUUGAACAAAAUAUAAGACAGGCCCUUGUAGAUGCUAUGGAUUCUUCUGUCUUGAAAAAGAAAUACGAGAGGCUGAUGUCCGAAUUUUCUGAGGCUGUGAAUUCUUCUGAAACAAGUCAGGUCAAUUUUGAAACAAACAGUAGCUUUUCUUAAGGUGCUUGGGGAAAGAAAUCUUGAAGAGUAAUGAAAUUCCCAAACCAUCACCCUUCAUUUCAAAAGAUCUCCAAAUUCCUUUUGGGAUAUAGAGGGCGAUUCACGAUUUUCUCACCAUUUAGGAUACAAUUGAUUUAGCUCGGUUAUUGAUUAAAUGAAAAGAUAUGUCGUUUCUCAUGAGUUAGGUUCAUACAUUAGAUCUAAAUUCAUGGUUGUGUUGUCCCCAAACCCCUUCCUUUUUAGAUAGUUAUGUCUGUUGAUUAAAGACUUUGUAUAAAAUACAAUGCCUAAGGAACACUUUUUUUAAGACUUUGUAUAAAAUAGAAUGCCUAAGGAAAACAUAUAUUUUUUAGUAAAUUGCUUAAUAAUGUUUAUAUGGAAACACUUUUUGUAUCU
This is a messenger RNA of Impatiens glandulifera, 2965 nucleotides long. RefSeq names its product acetyl-coenzyme A carboxylase carboxyl transferase subunit alpha, chloroplastic-like. The transcript is spliced from 11 exons. Gene Ontology annotation, molecular function: carboxyl- or carbamoyltransferase activity; acetyl-CoA carboxylase activity. Gene Ontology annotation, biological process: fatty acid biosynthetic process. NCBI's taxonomy places the organism in Eukaryota, Viridiplantae, Streptophyta, Magnoliopsida, Ericales, Balsaminaceae. The record is from RefSeq and is a predicted model, not a curated record. The coding region runs from base 332 to 2569 and encodes 745 amino acids. Gene Ontology annotation, cellular component: acetyl-CoA carboxylase complex.